ACGCAACGUUAAUUCUAGAAGGCCUCCUGUCCCUUCCUGCUCUGGGUGCUCAUGGAACCAGCUGCUGCUCUGCACUUCUCCCGGCCAGCCUCCCUCCUCCUCCUCCUCCUCCUCCUCCUCAGCCUGUGUGCACUGGUCUCAGCCCAGUUUGUUGUCGUGGGGCCCACUGAUCCCAUCCUGGCCACAGUUGGAGAAAACACUAUGUUACGCUGCCAUCUGUCACCCGAGAAAAAUGCUGAGGACAUGGAGGUGCGGUGGUUCCGGUCUCAGUUCUCCCCCGCAGUGUUUGUGUAUAAAGGUGGGAGACAGAGAACAGAGGAGCAGAUGGAGGAGUACCGAGGAAGAACCACCUUUGUGAGCAAAGAUAUCAGCAGGGGCAGUGUGGCCCUGGUCAUACACAACAUCACAGCCCAGGAGAACGGCACCUACCGCUGUUACUUCCAAGAAGGCAGGUCCUCCGAUGAGGCCAUCCUGCACCUUGUAGUGGCAGGACUGGGCUCUAAGCCCGAAGUUGAAAUGAGGGGCCACGAGGACGGGGGCAUCCGGCUGGAGUGCACAUCUAGAGGGUGGUACCCAAAGCCCCUCACAGUGUGGAGGGACCCCUAUGGUGGUGGGGUUGUGCCUGCCCUGAAGGAGGUCUCCCUGCCUGAUACAGACGGCCUCUUCAUGGUCACCACAGCUGUGAUCAUCAGAGACAAGUCUGUGAGGAACAUGUCCUGCUCUAUCAACAACACCCUGCUCGGCCAGAAGAAAGAAAGUGUCAUUUUUAUUCCAGAAUCCUUUAUGCCCAGUGUGUCUCCCUGGGCAGUGGCCCUGCCUAUCAUUGUGGCUAUUCUGAUGAUACCCAUUGCCAUAUGCAUCUAUUGGAUCAACAAACUCCAAAAGGAAAAAAAGAUUCUGUCAGGGGAAAAGGAGUUUGAACGGGAAACAAGAGAAAUUGCUGUAAAGGAACUGGAGAAAGAACGUGUGCAAAAAGAGGAAGAACUUCAAGUAAAAGAGAAACUUCAAGAAGAAUUGCGAUGGAGAAGAACAUUCUUACAUGCUGAUGAUGUCUCGCUCUGUCACGCAGGCUGGAGUGCCAUGGCACAAUCUGGGCUCACUGCAACCUCUGCCUCCCGGGUUCAAGCAAUUCUUGUGCCUCAGCCUCCUGAGUAGCUGGGAUUACAGAUGUGCACCACCAUGCCCAGCUAAUUUUUGUAUUUUUAGUAGAGAUGGGGUUGCACCAUGUUGUCCAGGCUGGUCUCGAAUUCCUGAUCUCAGGUGAUCCACCUGCCUCGGCCUCCCAAAGUCCUGGGAUUACAGGCAUGAGUCACCGUGCCUGGCCAGAGAUCAUAUGUCUUGAAUAGAAAGGGGAACACAUCUUAGAAUGCUGAGAGAAAGUAAGAAUGAUUGAUUUUACUUCAUUUGCUAAACUUUCCGGAUUUCUUAGAGCUCCAAUUCUUCUCGAACUGAGAGAACUGCUUCUGUCACUGGAAAGACAGACAUGCAGCUUCAGUAAUUCUCAGUGUGUGAGCUGCCUAGGAUCAGAGAGCCUUCAUGGAAGUGGCCACUACAUGGGGAUCCUUCAAACAUAUCUGAGACCUCUCUGGGGAUCAGGAACCACACAAUCCCCAGGGUUCCUGAGACCCCAGGCCUAAACCUGAGACUUCCUCUGCAGUCGAUGUGAUCCUGGAUCCAGACACCGCUCAUCCCGAUCUCUUCCUGUCGGAGGACCGGAGAAGUGUGAGAAGGUGCCCCUUCAGGCACCUAGGGGAGAGCGUGCCUGACAACCCAGAGAGAUUCGACAGUCAGCCUUGUGUCCUAGGCCGGGAGAGCUUCGCUUCAGGGAAACAUUACUGGGAGGUGGAGGUGGAAAAAGUGAUUGAGUGGACCGUGGGGGUCUGUAGAGACAGUGUUGAGAGGAAAGGGGAGGUCCUGCUGAUUCCUCAGAAUGGCUUCUGGACCUUGGAGAUGCAUAAAGGGCAAUACCGGGCCAUGUCCUCCCCUGAUAGGAUCCUCCCUUUGAAGGAGUCCCUUUGCCGGGUGGGCGUCUUCCUGGACUAUGAAGCUGGAGAUGUCUCCUUCUACGACAUGAGGGACAGAUCGCACAUCUACACAUGUCCCCGUUCAGCCUUUUCCAUGCCUGUGAGGCCCUUCUUCAGGUUGGGGUGUGAGGACAACCCCAUCUUCAUCUGCCCUGCACUCGCAGGAGCCAAUGGGGUCACGGUGCCUGAAGAGGGCCUGACACUUCACAGAGUGGGGACCCACCAGAGCCUGUAGAAUCAAUUCCUUGGUCUCACAGCCAUGUAGACAAGCCCUGGUCAUCUCAGCAGCCACCGCACAACGCCCCUGGUGGAAGACACGCCCUCCUCCCCUCUGGUCACACAAGAGAAUGUCUUCCAGCUGCCUCUUUCACACCCACUCCAGACCUCAGCCCCAGUUUUCUCCUCCUCACUAAGCUGUGUUUUUAGUAGUUCCUUUGCUUGUAACUAUGCGAUGGGAUCCAGGCAUAGGGAACUAGUUAUUACACAGCUCCCAGCCAAGAAGAAAGUGUGAGAAGUUGAUGGGCAGCGAACCUGCUAUUUAACAUCAGGGUGGCCACAUUGAGCCCAGUAUUCCAGUUGGCACCAGAUGAUAUGGACUUGGAAUGAGGCCAACAGGGUUCACCAGGAUGUAAGAGGAGAGAGGAAUCCACAGGACCACCGGAGAGGAGAGGGAACAAGAUAUGCAGGUCAGAGAUAGAGGAAGUGGAACCAGAGAGCUGGGACGGACCAAGGUUGUAAGGGUGGCUAAGUCCCACCAUAACAGCUAAGGGGACCUGGGAGAUGAUGGCUCAUUUCCACCCAACCCCAGGAUUUCCAGAGCGCACAUCCACAGGCCUGGACCUGGGAUGAAGAUGAAUGAAGAACAUGGAUGCACGUGGAUGUGGUUUGGCUCAGGUGUCCCUGCAGUUGGCAAGGAGUCAGUACUCAGUCCCUGAGUGUGGUUGAAGUUUGAGGUCCUGGCUGAGCCAAGGAGUAAUGGACCAGAUCUACCUCAGUAUUCAGCUUCAGUGGGGACACUAGUGGCUUCAAACUUCCUGGUCUCAUGGUAUCUUGAGACAUCUUACAAAUGAUGGAGGAUUCCAAAGAGUUUUUGUUUAUUUGGGUUAACAUUUGUUGGUAUUUAUGGCAUUUGAGAUUGAAACUAAGAAAUGUUUUAAUUUAUUACCUUUACAACAUUUAUUUACAUUACAUACAUACAUUUACAACAUUUAUUAAUUUAUGUUAAAAUAGCAUGAAUAAGCCAAUUACGGGUUAAUAUAAGUAGAAUGUUUGUGAAAAAAGUAUGGUAUCCAAAGCAAAAUAAAUUUUAUUGAGAAGUGUG
Molecule: messenger RNA, 3345 nt
Organism: Symphalangus syndactylus (siamang)
Lineage: Eukaryota; Metazoa; Chordata; Mammalia; Primates; Hylobatidae
Gene: BTN2A1
Product: butyrophilin subfamily 2 member A1
Biological process (GO): T cell receptor signaling pathway; regulation of cytokine production
Cellular component (GO): external side of plasma membrane
Molecular function (GO): signaling receptor binding
Source: RefSeq, a predicted model, not a curated record